Molecule: messenger RNA, 531 nt
Organism: Phytophthora infestans T30-4
Lineage: Eukaryota; Oomycota; Peronosporomycetes; Peronosporales; Peronosporaceae
Exons: 5
Coding region: 1-531 (176 amino acids)
Molecular function (GO): protein binding
Source: RefSeq, a predicted model, not a curated record
AUGUUGGUGCUGCGGGUGCGUUGCGCAGACGACGGCCGCGAGCUGCUUGUAGAGCGUCAUGGACCCGGCGAGCACAACUGUUUCGUGCUACUUCGAGGACAGAUUCUGGCCGAUCCAGACGUCGUGGACUUGAACGCAUUAAAAGAGUCGGACUUUUUCCUGGUGGACAUGGGCUUCUCGACAGAGUUGGCAGCUCAAGCGUUGCGACAGAGUGGCAAUAAUCUUUUGAACGCUGCUGCAUUGCUAGCAGAGGGAAAAAUGAGCACGGAUUUAUUGCACGAUAAAAAUGUGAGGAAGCUGCGAGAAGUGGCUGCAACGGACUCGUUCCAAGCGUUGCUGCUGUUAAAGGAGAGUUUCUCGUCCGAGACGUUGAAUCAGCUUAAUGAGAACCCGGUGGCGACAUUGCGACUGCUUUCUCUUCCUCUUGUCGCGAUGGGGUUCGCCCAAGAUCUUGUUGAGAUUAUGUAUGAGUCCUGCGGUGGAGAUGAGCAGCUCACGGCAAAUGCUUUGCUGCAGACGUUGGAAUCUUAA